UAACACAAAAAAAAAAAAAAAAAAAAAUACCCAAAAAGAAUGAACACGACAUAUACUAGUAUUAUAUUAGACGGACAUGUUACUUCAUAUGCUCAGACAAUACAACAACCUGAUAAUAAUAAUAAUAUUGAUCCCUCACAAAAUUUACCAUCGUUCCCUAUUUGGACUGUCAUGGUGGACAGUACUCUCAACUUUUGUCGCUUGACUUGGGAUCUUUAUGAAGAGGCAAAGAUCUCUGUAAUGAUUGCUGGAAAUACUUCCUAUUUUCUUAAUGAUUGGAACAAUCCAAGGAAUCAGCUAUCCAAGAUAUCUCGUGGUUUCGAACAAUAUCAAGCACAAAACACGUCAAAUUCCAAUAGGAUUCAAACAGCUCUGGAGAAAAGUUUUGGAAAUAUGUUUACAAAUUUUGAUUUAUCCUCAGAUACUCAUAAUGGACGUAUCAUUCUUAUUCUAACUUGUAAAGGACUUGAUGAAUAUGGAAUUGGUUUCCGAGACGAUGUACAAACUGAUUUGGCAGAUCUACGCUCAACAAUCUCUGAAGCUUACCGUAGACACCGUAUUCCAGAAUUUUCGGGCCAUAUACACAUAGAUGUCAUUCGAAUUCUGCCUUAUGAUUCCACAAUUAGUGGUUUCCCUGUAGAUAUCCAAAAUGAAAUGAUCCAUGAUGUGACAUUAUCUGUAUAUAAUGUGCCUAAUGGACAACAGCAUUUGAAACGUUCCUUAAUCUAUUUAGCACAGGAGUACUUUAAUAUUAAUUGCUUACGUAUAAAAAAUCAGAUGUCUCCUGAAAUGUCGAUUGAUAACAUGGAAAUAGCAGAAUACUAUUAUGCUGCAGAAAACAAACAAAGUAGCGAUCUUGCAAAAACAAAAAGUGAUAUCCGCAUUUUUGAAGAUUCAUCCAUGGAUCAUCGAACUGAACAAGUCUUCGUGGUAGAUACCGAUCAAGAUGAACUUCAGGGACAUGAAGAUUGGUGCAUCUCAAUUCACCCAGUCACUAUAGCUAAUCUUACGGACACAUACUCGAAUAGAUUGCUCAAUGAUAUGAUGAAUGGCUCCCGAUUAUAUCUUUCAACAGAAUCAAAAAUGCAAUCUGACGCGAAGAUGAAGAAUAAGAUCUGGGAUAAGGUUCUUCUAUUCUACGAAGGAAAUCUAGUUCUUGAAUAUAUUGGCCAUGAAUUUGAACAUCAAUUCACUAAUUUGAAGAUAGAACAUUCUAUAAAGAAAGAGUUUAGUUCAUCAAAUAUGAUCAGACAUAAUCAAGUUUUAAAAUCAACAGAAUUUAUGGAUGCAUUGCUUAAACCUAAUCUCUUUAAUGAUAUACCUUCUCUUUUGAAAUAUGAACGAACAAAUCCUUCUUGCACUUUAAUCGAGUACAAUGCUCAACUGUAUUCUCAAAACACUCAGCCAAAAGUAACAAAAACAUCAAAAUCAUUAGAGCGAGCCUCAAAGUGGCGAACAUGUCUUCGUGAUGGAUACGAAUACCCUGAUAUUAACAAUGAUGAUGCUCUGAAUUUAGAUUCAUUACAUUUACAGAAUAACAUUCACGUGUCUUCUGGGUUUGGAAUUGCUUUUGGAUUGAUCAGUGAUUUAUUUGACCAACUAGAAAGCGCGAUGAUAGGAGAUGUCAUUGAAAAUAUCCCUUCUGUAGAGUCGUUGAUAGAUAUGAUGAUCACGGAACUUUUUGCUGCUAAAAUGAAUGGAUCAAAAAAUAAUUUGUUUUCCAAGUCAAUAGGAAAACAGCAAUCACGAAUACUUGCUACUAGACUACUUGUUUCCUUGUACCUUAUUGCGGAUCGUUUUAAAAAUGACUCACAAAGUCACCUCAAGGUUUGUCAACGAAUUUUGAAAGAUAUUGCGCAACAUAACAGUGAAGAGGAUAAAAAACGUGCUAACAAGGAAGCACCUGGUAUGCCAAGGCACGAAGAAACUGAUAUGGCAUGGGAUCAAGUAAAGAGAUAUGAGUCUAUGACUUACCGAGAAAAAGAAGACGUAAUAGAGACAGAUUUUAAUAAUGUAAUGGGCAAAGAAGCUGCAAAAAUUCCACCCUCGGCUGGUAUCAAUCCAAUGUUCCGUGGUCGUCGUCACACACCCGAAGUUGGUGAAAAACCAAAAAGGUAUCCUGACCCUUCAAUUGCUAUUCCUUAUCUUCCAGUCAUUGGUCCAACAAUGGAAGAGAUAAAAUCCGAUGAAGAAAAUGCAAAGCUACGUUAUGGCUCGCCAGAAACACUACUAGGGCAAUUUUGGAUGGCAGAAAAAUAUAAGCGAAAAGUCAAAGAAUUUGAUGGUAGGAAACCAUUGACUGGUGAUGAAGAGCAAGGCGAAAUAGAAUAAAAAGGUUUAUCAUUUACCCGCAUUUAAAAAUUUGCACUACCUCCCCAUCUUAUUAUUAGAUCUGAAAAAUAGGCUCAUACACAGGAAUACAAUCAUGAUGUGCAGAGAUAAAAAAUCUUGCUUCAAAUCAAUUGAUUGCACUUAUAAAGUAUGACAGAUAAUGAGAAAUGAUGACGAUGGAACGACCGGAUUACCAUUGAUGAAUGAUGUGUGAAUGAUAUUACUAGUGGACAGUUACUAUAAU
Halteromyces radiatus is the source of this 2575-nucleotide messenger RNA. RefSeq lists its product as uncharacterized. NCBI's taxonomy places the organism in Eukaryota, Fungi, Mucoromycota, Mucoromycetes, Mucorales, Cunninghamellaceae. The record is from RefSeq and is a predicted model, not a curated record. Bases 40 to 2331 code for a protein of 763 amino acids. The transcript is spliced from 17 exons.